Molecule: messenger RNA, 2430 nt
Organism: Cladocopium goreaui
Lineage: Eukaryota; Dinophyceae; Suessiales; Symbiodiniaceae
Source: the annotation of a GenBank genome assembly
AUGGACCGAUGGCUUUUGAUAGUGCUCUGGCCUCCUUGCGCUUGGGCUUUGGAGCUGGCUGAAUGGGUGACCUCGCUUGGUGGUUUCGUGUCACCAAAGCUCGAGAUCAAAACAGGUACUGCAGGGCGUGGACUGUUUGUCAGCCAGCCAGUGCAGCAGGGAGAAACACUUCUUUCCAUACCAUUCAAUGCAAUACUUCUUGGCGAGAAGGCUGUGAACUUGACGCCGUGUCAAGGCAGGAUCAGUGAGUUCUUUGACACGGCAGCGCAUCCUGAGAAUGUUGGAACCCGUGCAACUUUCAGCAUCAUGGUAUUUUUGCUGCACAUCAGCAUUGAUCCACAGGCUCGAAAGGCUUGGCCACACCUGGACUUUCUACUGAAUCACUGGGAUGAACGGCAGCUUAGCAGAUUCCCCCUGUUUUGGGCGUCGGAAAUGCUUGCGGACAUUGCAGGAACCACUGCGUUUGGAUUGUAUUCGAUUGCGCGGACAGGGGUUGAGCGGGAAUACACGGAAGUCCUCAAAGCAGUGUGCCCUGAAUUGGCUUCAGGUUUCACUCUCAAAUCUUACAAGAAUAUUUGGGCGCUGGUGAACUCACGCAUUCUCACCUUCCCUGGAAGCCCUGAAGGUUUGCCAUCUCAGCCAGCCUUGGUGCCCAUCUUCGACAUGGUGAAUCAUCAUUUGCCCGUGCCUCAAAGUCCACUUGAAACGGAAGCGCAGGUGACACAGCACGAGGCAAAGAGCUUGGGUCGCUUUGGCCCCCAGCCAGCAAGGCCAUCAAAGCCAUCAAGGCCAUCAAAGUUACAUAUGUGGCCACAGAGGGCCAUGGAGAGCGGACAAGAAGUCACCGAUGUCUAUGGUUUGCACAGCAAUCAGGAGAUGCUGUGGAAAUUCGGUUUCACUGUCCCAUGGAUCCACAACCUUACUUGUUUGACAAAGACUCGCUUGAGCUUGGAUAUUCAAAAGCUUCGAGGUGAGGGAGGUGGAGGUGGCUUUCCGCCUGAUUUGCUGUCAAGACUGCAACCUUUUUUGCAUUUUGAAUUGGGCGGAUGCCCAAAGAAGAAAAAGGCCAAAAGCGAAGGCUUGGCAGGCCACAGUCUAGCAGGAGUUCUUUCCUUCUUGCGAGCCUGGCUAGCAUCAAGUCGAGCUUCAUUGCCUGAGUUACACAGGUCCUGUUCCUUUGAGUCGCCCGAAGUCUGGACGCCAUUCUGGCUGCAGUCUUCACCAGGCCAAAGCUCUGCCCGCAGGAAAAGAGAUGGAGAGACCUGGCGUAUGAAAACCAAUUGUAAGUACUGGAGCACUCAGAAUGAACACGGCUUACUCAAAACUUUGUUGCAUCUUUUGAAACAAAAGAUGCUGGGAAUGCAAGGGUCUUUGAGUGAUGAUGAGCAGACACUGAAGAACCAGGAUGUGCAGGGAGCCUGGUAUGACGCGAUCGUCAUCCGAAGAGAUGAAAAACAUCUCCUCGAAACGCUGAUGCAUUGGUUGGAGAAACGGAUCAAGACGCCAGGCUCAGAUUUCAGAGAUUCAGAGCUGACUCACGUGCAGACGCCGACUGCGGCGUACAUCAAAGCGUUGGCCUGGUCGUUGGAAGAUUUUGCAAGAUGUUGCAAGCUCAUCAGGGGGCAGAAGCCUUCAGCACGGAUGCAGAGCGGCGUGCCAAGCUACUUGAACUGCGCUGCAGCGUUCUACAUGGGGCAUGUGUUUGUGGUAGGUGGCCGAUCCCAGAUUCUGGGGCAUUGCGUGGCUUUUGCCGCGGCACUCCACCUCGAAAAAAGGACCUGGCGACAGUUGCCGCCCCUGACCUCUGCAAGGAGCCGUGCUGCAGCUGUCGGAGUGAACGGAAGCUUGGUAGUCUUGGGUGGGCUCGCUCAGAACACUCUAGACCUGGUGGAAGAGCUUAAAGUGUCAGAUACUGCUGCGCGCGUUCGCUGGCGUGCUCGCCCACGACUUCCGGAACGCCUUUGUGAUUGCGUAGCAAUUUGCCUUGAGGGCGACCAGGAGUUGGCACUUUUAGGUCAUGCUGAUAAUGCUUGUGGUGCAUCUCUUCUGAUCCUAGACGCAUCCGCCGUUUGGAGAUCUUUGACACUGCCACGGCGGCGAUCCUACGCCAGCUUGGUAGCCUCCUCCAAGUAUUUGUUCAUCAUCGGAGGAAUGGAAGUGGACAGGGACGUAGGCUUCGUGGAUGUCUAUGACCUCUGCCUGCGCAGCUGGAGCAGCAAGUUAACUCUUCCCGACCUGCCACACGCUCGCAGUUCUGCACUUGCAUGCGCUGUAAGCGGCCGCAUCUACGUGCUUGGAGGACUUCAGUUUGGCCCUGUGGAGUACGUGGAAGCCUUAGACCUUUGGUCAUGCCAGUGGAACCGAUAUCCCGACCUCCCAGAUAGAUUUUCCUCGAGUGGCUCGGCCAUUUCUGCACUGGUGUCGAAGUAG